Molecule: messenger RNA, 6725 nt
Organism: Lymnaea stagnalis (great pond snail)
Lineage: Eukaryota; Metazoa; Mollusca; Gastropoda; Lymnaeidae
Source: the annotation of a GenBank genome assembly
CUUUUGACUUCCGCUAUCUCAGCAAACAGGCAGGCAUGUUUUUUCCCCUAAAAAGUUUUUGCAUUUUACGUUUCUUUACUCGAAUUUAAUCAAUCCAUAUUGUUGAAAAUAUAUUUUAUUUAUUUUCAUAGACCGCCGGAAGAUAAAUAAUCAUGCAAAACGACGCUGGGGAAUUCGUUGAUCUUUUGAUCCCUCGCAAAUGGUAAGUGAUGAACAUUUUACCUAUUUUCGAGGAUCCGUCAAAUAACUGAAUGUUAAAAAGAACUUAGACCCUAAAGUUAUAUAAUUACUCUAAUUAAUUAAAUAUUUUUUACUUUUGGCUCAUAGAUUAUAUUAUUAAACAAGUUUUUGUGUGGCUUAAAACGUUAAUCCCCAGUGAUUGAUUUUGAUUAGCCUAUAAUUUAUAAUUAGGUACUUAGGCAAAAUUUUCAAAAUGAAAUUUUAACCUUAAAAGUAAAGGCUAGUUGGUUAGAUAUGAUAGGCCUGCAAAAUGCACUUUUUUUUAGAUCAAAUUUAUGGUUGGUAUGUUAAUUCUUAAAAAAGUUUUAUGAUUUUUCCUUGAAUUUUAUUGGGUUGACCAUAUAAAUUUCAAUUAAUAUAGAUAAUUAUUAGCAAUAAAUAUUAAAAUAUUAACAAGUAACAAAGUUUCUACAUGUCUGGUGACUAGAGAUAUUCCUCCGGUCAUUUAAUUUACAACCAAGUAACAUCUCCGCUGUAACAAAUUUGUGCGAGAUAUUAGUCAGUCAACCUUGUCUCUUGACCACUAAUAGUCUAUUUACUCCAACAAAUUCAAGAUAGUCUGAACAUUUACAUGAAAAAGAAAUAUGUUAAGCCCAUAUAAUGAACAAAUGGUUAAAAAGUGACAUCACAAUGUUAAGUAAAGUGUGACAUGACCGCCGGAUGAAUAUCUCCCGCACUAUUUGUCUAGUCGUUAGAUGUUUAGACUUGGACACUGCUUAUUAUUAAUAUAUAGGACAAUAUGAUAUGGAAGAAAGGGUCUAAAAUAAAAAACUGGGCAGAGGGUUGAGAUAUGUGUUAAAGAAGAGCAAUAAAUGAAUCCACAAAAGCCACAUGUUGUUUUUCUUUUUCCCGAAUUUGCAGAGUUGGUUGUCACAUACAAAUUUUCUAUACUAUUUGAAAGAAAAAUAUCACUGAAAAAACCCACCAAAAAACAAGAGCUACCAGUGCUUCAAGCUUAACCCUUAAAUUACAGUAGGCACUCCAACUCAAAUUUUCAAAUACAUCUGACAUACAUAAAGAUUAUAUCAUUGGAAAGGGCUGGCUCUAAGCUUUCCAGUGACACCAAGAUAAUCUUUCUAUCACUUAUAGGAGAAAAGUUAUUAAUUUUUUAGUGAUUUAUUUUUCCCCAUUAUUUGGCUUUGUAUUUAAUUUUUAAGACUGUGAUCGCAUUAUUAAUCUUUUUGUACUAUUUUGCUUGUAUCUUUUUUGCUAUUAAAGUUAGAGCUCUCAAAUUUGGAGGAAACAUUAACAAUACUAUGUUUAACAAAACAAAACACAUGAUUUGUGAAUUAACUUAUUAUAUUUGAUAAAAUAUGAUUUUAUUAGCACAUGGUGUGGAUAAUGACAAUUGUCGAAAAAUUUAAUUUUACAAAAAAUGACAUAAUUACUAAACCAAUAAAGCUAUUGCUAUAAAAUUUUCAAUACAAACAGAUAAUGUCCAUAUAAAAAUAAGGCACAUUUAAAAUAAAUAAAAUACAGAUCAGAAAAAUUUGUGUAAUUUUAGAAAAAAUAAUUCAUGAAAAGCAACCGCGGCCGAGAAAUUUUUACAUUUAAAUACAUAACUUUUAAACUAAUGAAGCUACUGCAAUCACACUUUCAGUAAAAAUAGUUUGUGACAAUCCAAAUGAAUGUCAGACAUGUGCGAUGAAGCGCACCGCGUUAUGUUGGAUUCGCUCCAUCUUGUCCACAUCUUGCUUUAGGUGUGGGUCCCAGAUGAUUGCACCAUAUUCUAGUAGUGGAUGGAUGAGUGCAAGAUAGGCAUUUCGAUUGCAGGAAGUUGGGCAGUGGCGCAGAUUUAUUCGAAUGAAACCUAGUGUGGAGUUGGCUUUUUAAAAAUUUUUUGUUAAUAUGGGGGUGACCAUUAUAGGUUACCGGGUAUUUGAAUUGAAAGAGAAUUCCAAAGUAUGGAUUAUUUGAUACUUGUUUGAGUUGAUGUUUUUUUUCUUGAUAUGCUCAUUGUGUAGCAUUUGGUUUCAUUAAAUUUCAUGCCCCAUUUGUCCGCCCAAUUCAUAAGGCACGGUCCACACACAGCAACAGAUUGUAUCCGUGUGCCCUGUCCACCUGAAAGUAUACAAAAUAUUAAUUGAAUUUUACAAUGAGUGAAUUGAAAAUUUAAAUAAAUUUAAUCAAAACACAAUUAAACAAAAGGAAAUAUAUAGAAUAUAGGUCUAUCAAUACACCCUUAUAUCUAAUAGUAUUAGUCUAAUACUAAUAAUAAUAGCUAAUAAAUAAAUUGUUUAUAAGAUGAGGAUUUCUUGUUUGCAAAUUGAAUAAUUUCUUAUUGUAUAAAGAAUAAUUGUACAAACAAUUAAUUUAAAACAAAUUAUUAUUUUUUUGUUUACAUUUAUAUUGUUUAGUAAUAUUAUGAUCAGAAACUGUUGUAUAAUCAAUGUUUCAUAGAUUUAGAAAUGUUUUAUUUAAAGCGUUUAUUUCCAAAUAAUUUCACCUCCCUCUGGUCAAUAAAAUUAUGUAAAAAAAAGAUGGCCGCCGUUUUUUCAUAACAUGCAAAUUUUUUUCCCAUGAUCGAUAUCAUAAAUUCCAGACAUAGCCAGUAAUGUUAAAAAUAAAUGCUUUCAAAGUCAAAGGGAUCAAGCUUGCUCUACAUAAAGUUUUUACAUAUCUAUAUGCUAUACAAAAACAAAGAACAUAAGAUUAAACUUACCCACAGUUUGCGCUCUGACUGUUGGCCUGAGCCAGGUCAGAAUAACAAAGAAUUUAUACCAUCGUGACCGGAAUUCUUCAGCGAAUAGAGUUUAAGGCUGAAACUUACUUAUUUUUAGAAAAUUACGCAUUGGAACGACAAAGCCCGACAUAUACCGAAACCCGCCCUUCGCGGCUGGUCACAAAAAUGUACCACACGAACCCCGCGGUUUUUUUUGCCCGCGUCGUCCGGUAUUGGAGUGCCUAAUUACAGGAAUGCAAAAUGUGCAAUAACAAUGACAUUGCAAAUAAUUUGUUGUACUGUGGAACAGUGUUUGUUGUAGGAAAAAAAAUUGCUGGGGAAAAUCUGUGGUUCAAUUAAAUAAUCAAGGCCUGAGGAGACUUUGAAAUUACAAUUGCUAGCAUACAUUACUUGAUGAUGGUAAAUUGAGAAACUUUGACCUAGCCUUGUUUUAAAUGUUUUUCAGUUCAGCAAGUAAUCGUAUCAUUGGUGCCAAAGACCAUGCUUCCAUACAGAUCAACAUUGCAGAGGUAAAUUCAGAUGAAAUGAGUUAAUAAAUUAAAAUUUAAUUUAAAAAGAUGAAUUUUGAAACUUUUUUAAGCAGGCAUAUUAUUUUAUGUUUUCUAAUGGACUAUUUAUUGCCUAUUGCUGUAAUCUCACCUCUCCGCUGUUAAAUUUUUAUUAAUAUUGCAGUAGGAAAAUAGUUGUUACUUAAUACUAGACAUGCUCAUUCCAGAAUGUGGAUCAAACAUCAAAAACACUUUAAUAUAGCCAGAGUAUUUAGCCCACUGACUACCUAUCUCCUAAGAAAAUGGUGUUAAGCACCUCUAGUUUGGAAAUAUUUAACAUUAUUUUGUUUAAAACAUAUUUCCAUUGCAUACCUUAAGAAAUCAUUUGAAGACUCACUUUUUUCAUGCAUAAUCGUUAAUUUUCAUCUCAUGAAUUUCACUGCAUUAAAAUCCACUUCAUUCCAAGUUUACAUUGUCACACCUAGUGAAACAAUCUAAUUUUUUUCUUCUCCCCAACCCGUUACCCUAUGCACAUUGUUUUUGUUGGUAUGAAUAGUAUUAUAUUGAAUUUGGAACAGGUUGAUGAGACAACUGGCAGAAUGACUGGUGGUUACAAAACAUAUGCCAUCUGUGGUGCCAUCAGACGUAUGGUAAGCUUACAUUUUCUCCAUGCAUUCAUUUAAAUUAGAGAUGUGACUUUUCUAUUUUCCAUGAUUACAGUAAAAUUCAGUAGGUUUUAGUUAUUGCUCUGUUAUUUGCAAUGAAUGCUUAGUCCAAUGUGUAGCUUUUUGUUUGAUAGUCUCAUUUCUAAGAGUUUCGUGUUCUAAGCUUAAUAAUGAGCAGAUUAUUCCAUAAAGAAUUGUCACUAGAAUAAUAGCCGAUUAUGAUUAGUAAUAAAGUUUUAGGUGCCCUGCAGAGGCAUAAUAUAUCACAAAAUUUAAAUUGAGUGUAUGGACAAGGGAGAGUGCUGGGUGAAUUUGUAAAAAAUGGAUUACAUUAUUUAAACUGUUUGACUAAAUACUUGACCUGAUUAAAUUUUUUGUUUUUGCCUAGUCCAAUUUUUUUCAUUUUUUUACUUUUCAAGUUAUAACUCUGUGUAAAUAGACAAGUAGAACAUCAUUAUGCUCUGUCUAUACCAUUUCUGUAAUCAUUUUACAUUUCUUAAAUUUUAGGGUGAAUCAGAUGAUUCACUGAUCAGACUAGCCAAGCGUGAUGGAAUAAUUGCAAAGUAAGACAAAUCACAUUUACUAAUUUUUUUAGAAAGUGAUUAUUAUUACUAUUUAGUACUGUAACAGCUUCCAGAAAGGUACUGUACUUAAAAUAAUAUUCACUUUUUAUUAUUUGAAAAAUUAUUCAUUAUCCCUUUUUCUUUUUAUCUACAGGAACUUUUAAAAGAAAAGAUUUGGCCCUUAAAAACUACAAAUAAAUUUAAAAGUAAAAAAAAAGAAAAUAUUUGUUUCAUUUGUCUGAAAAAUGUAUGUUUAUUUGUCUGAAAAAUGUAUGUUUAUUUGUCUGAAAAAUGUAUGUUUAUUUGUCUGAAAAAUGUGUUUUACUAAUUGAUGCAGUUAAAUCUUAAAUUUGAUUGUCAUGUAAACCUAGGUUAUGUAAAUUUUUAACCAAAAGAGUUAAGAGACUGUUACUAACUUUUAUGUGCAUUCACAUAUGCCUAGGUCUCAUUACAUUAAAUUUCUAAACUAAAAUAUUAACAUUUGGUAAUGAAAUGGUUCCUUGACCUAUGUCAGGAACUAUAAAUGAUUCAGAAAUGGAUGACAAGCCUAGUUUAUACCUUCAUCUAUUUUAAGUUGUAAAGUUAGAGCGAGACCUUAAAAUACCCAGGAACGAUAAUAAAUUAUUGCAGAGUGGAGAAUAGUUUUAAACAGUUUUAUACCGUACUGAUAUACAGAAUAUUAUUAUUUUUAACUUUGGAUAAACUCUCAAACUUAAAUAUCAGUGGUGCUACAGCCCAUGUAGGGCCCUGGUCUGCUCCUCCACAUCCUUCCAUUUGGGACGAUCCAUGGUUUUCUGCCUCCAUGCGUGCACCAUCUGGUGUAAAUCCUUAUCUACAUCUUUGAUUCAUCUCAGCCUUGGGCGACUGGUGAGUCGUCAUGGUUUGUACUGAUUCUCCAGGUAUCAUUUUUCCAUCAGCCGUAUAUUUUUCCGAGGAUUUUCCUCUCCCAUGUAUUGAGAAGAUUCUCUGCUUUUCUGGUAAGGGUCCAAGUCUCACUAGUGUCAGUUGCUACUGGUCUUAAGAUAGUUGAUAGUGGUGUCUUCUUUGUUCCCCUCAAGAGGUUUUUGCUUCCCUGUAGCUUUUACAGGCUGAAAUAGGAAUGGUCGCCUGCUGUUCACUUUCUUUCACCUCCGACAUUAUUUCAUUGUGCUCGUUUAUAGUUGCCCUAUGAUAUUUGAACGUAGCCACUCUCAAAUUUGUGGUUGUUUAUAUUAUAUGUCAUCAGGGUGGGAGUUUCAGGACAUUAUCAUGAUAAAAUGUUGUUCAUUUACAUCAAGUAUCAAGACCAGCUUUGACUGAGGCAUUUUCAAAUUCCCUGAAUGUUUUAAUUAUCUCAUCACUGUUUCUACACAGGAGCGCUUUAUCGUCUGCAUAUGCAAGGUACUGCAAUGGCUGGCUAUAUAACGUUCCUGAUGGUUGUUGUUUAGUAAUACCUCUCUGGAAGUUGCUUGUUAUGGUUCCACUGGUGCUCACGUGUAUGCUUCUAACAACUUUUUCUUGCGUGAUGUUCAUGUAUUAUACAUGCUAGGGAGUCUCCUUGUCUGAGGCCCCAAUAAACUGGGAACUCCCUUGAGUAUUCUCCCUGCACCUUGAUUCUACUUUUGGAGUUAGCCAUCGUCAUAUGUAUGAGCAGAGUACCGGUAAGCUUGUUAGGGAUUCCAAGUUCUUUUAGAGCGUUGUAUAAGUAAUUCCUGUCUACGCUAUUGUAUGCUGUUUUGUAAUCAGCGUAUAGUUGGUGUAUGUCGAUGUUAUAUUUGCAACAUUUCUCCAGGAAACAUCUUACAAGUACUCGUAAUACCGGUGGUAAAAAAAUAUCCGUGGUUGACCUAUUUUGCCGGAAUCCGCAUUGGUAGUCCCCUAGGAUCUGAUCACUAUCCUUUCCCAGUUUUCUUGCUUUAAGUUUUGUGAGGAUGUUUUAUAUUACAUUAAGUUUAAGGAGGGAGAUUCCUCUGUAGUUUGAGCAGACCAACUUAGUUCCUUUCUUGUGAAUUGGGAUUAUAAGUGCAGUGUCCCAUUCUAUUGGCAUUUCUUCCUCCUGCCAGAUUCUGGAUGACAUUGUGGAUUUGCCAAUGCAUUUAUUAGUUAC